Aspergillus ruber CBS 135680 is the source of this 1649-nucleotide messenger RNA. It is a transcript of the gene pex26, whose product is annotated as protein pex26. Bases 117 to 1454 code for a protein of 445 amino acids. The transcript is spliced from 2 exons. The record is from RefSeq and is a predicted model, not a curated record. Lineage: Eukaryota; Fungi; Ascomycota; Eurotiomycetes; Eurotiales; Aspergillaceae.
ACCUGGGCGGACACGUUCACCGUCGCGAUCCAUGCUUCUUUUCUCUGAUUGUGUUAUUUUCCUCUAGAAUUGAACAACUACUCCCCCUAUACUACUCUAAUUUAAUCAUCCACAUAAUGGCCGACGACGCUACCCACCUGUCGGCUUCCCAGUCGCAGCUCUCAUCCUCAUCCUCUUCCGCCUCGUCGCUAUCCCCGUCGAAGCUCUGCUCCCGAACCUACAAAAAAGCCUCACAACUGUACCUGACGCGACGGUUACACGAAUCGCUGACGGCCCUGGAACCUGUCAUCACGCCCUCGCAGGUCCCAGAUGACUCAUACGUAAACGGCGACGCCUCGACACCGCCGAUUGCGGCCGCCCCGAGUACCUGGAGGAUUAAGGUCUGGAACUUGUAUAUCACACUGCUGAGCGCAAUAGUUGAGUUGGGGCCUGAGGAGGGGAGGAAGUUGUUUGGGCAGAAGGAAUGGAAGGCUAUCUCGUCGCAGGUUCGUGAUGGGGGGAUUUGGGAGACGGUUGUGCAGACGGGAUAUAAGGGGCUUGAGGGAUCGGUGGAUGCGGAGGUUGUUUAUAACCUGGCUACGCUGUUACUGAGCCACUCUCCCUCGCAAGCGCUCAACCAACAGCGUCUCGAAACCUAUCUGUCGUCGUAUGGCCAGCCAAACCUGGAUGUUGAAGGUCAUCUACGCAAUGGUUCCGACCAUCGCACAAUCCGACCUAGUGGUGGAACGGAUACCCCGAAAGACCUAAACGUCAGGGUGAGGAUCAUCGAGUUGUUCACUCUACACAUACUUCCCCGAAACGAGGAGUGGGAGUAUGCGGCAGAGUUUAUCAACCUGAGCGAGGUUCUCGAUGAGGAGAACAAAGAGGUCUUCCUGCAAACCCUAGACAAUCUUAAAGAAGAAAAAGAACAAGGAGAGCUACGCGCAGCAGCACUACAACGCGAAAAAGACGCCGAGCUGGAGCGAAAAAUGCGCGACACCGAACGCCGACAAGCCGAGGAAGCAGCCGCCGAGCGUGCCGAGCAAAACGACCACAAACAAACCCCCAGCGAGGUAGACUACGGCGUCGAAAAGAAGAACACAAACCGCGCAUCUAAAGGAGGCAAAGGAACCCGCGCAACGGACCGACAAUCUACCAGCAAAACCGGCAGCUCGUCAGGGCGAACCGCCUUCUCUCCACCUUCGGGAUCCAAAAACCUCAAGAAACCCGAAAAGUCGGAGUCUCGGGCACCCAGACGGGCCAUUGGAAAUAUCCUGCGCAACCUGGUGCAGUACAUCUCACGGAUGGUCUCCGGCAGCCCGCUAUCACUUGCUCGUCUGGUAUUAUUUGUGCUGGGAAUUGUAAUGGCACUGAGCAGGCAGGAUGUGCGGGAACGCAUCCGGCGCAUGACCGGGGCUGGUUGGCAGAAGGUCAAGGGGACAAUUGGGAUGGGUGUCAAGGUGAGCUAUAUCUGAUGCGUUGAUAGAGGGAUGAGAUGGGAUGGAGUGGUAUGGUAUGUCUAAUGUUUCCUUUGUAUGUAUAAACGGCUCUCUAGUAGUAUUUUAUCAUUAUCAGUCUUGAAGAAUUAACGCUACCCACUUGAAAUACCGAUUGAACAAACGCCAUAUUAACGCCCAGCCUUGCGUAUCACAUGCUAGCUAAGUUGCCCU